UACUGCUCCUCAGCUGGUGGAAGGCUGCUUUAUAACUCCACUGAUUCUGAGGAAAAUGACAACGGGCUGUUCCUUUGGACUGAAUCUUUGUGGGUUCUUUAUAAUGAGCCGACGGAGGAUAUCGUGCAAAGAGCUGGGGCAAGCCGAUUGCCAAGGAUGGCUGUAUAAAAAGAAGGAGAAGGGAGCUUUCAUUGGCAACAAAUGGAAAAAGUUCUGGUGUGUGCUCAAGGAGUCAUCUCUGUAUUGGUACAGCAGUCAGCUGGCUGAAAAAGCAGAAGGAUUCAUCAGGCUCCCAGACUUCAGCGUAGACCGAGCAACUGAAUGCAAAAAAAAGCAUGCUAUUAAAAUCAGCCACCCACAGAUCAAGACAUUUUACUUUGCGGCAGAAAACGUCCUGGAAAUGAACACAUGGCUAAGUAAGCUGGGGAUGGCUGUAGACCCUCAAGCAUCCAACGGAAAGAGUGAGGAAGAAUGCUACAGUGAAAGUGAACAUGAUGAUCCAGAAAUAACAGACACACCACCACCUCCCUAUACAGUCCAGCCACCACCUCCUCCUUUGAUUCACACUGAUGAGCUACCAGAAGUGGACUGUGAAGAAGCAGCAGAAAGCCAGGAGGUCCAGAGCUCCAAACCCACUGGUGGAUCACUGAACUCUUGUUUAGGUCCGGAUGCAACAGAACAGAGAUCACUAGCCACAGAUCAGGAAAAAUGUGAUGAUGAUGAGAUGGAGAGACUUUACAAGUCAUUGGAACAAGCCAGCCUGUCUCCCAUCGGCGAUCGUCGUCUGUCAACAAAGAAGGAGCUUAGGAAGUCUUUUAUCAAACGCAGCAAAAACCCUUCCAUUAAUGAGAAACUGCACAAAAUUAGGAUGCUGAACAGCACAUUAAAGUGCAAAGAACACGAUCUGGCUACAAUUAACCAGUUGCUAGAAGACCCGAAGUUGACAGCAAUGAAGUACAGAGAGUGGAGAAACACAAACAUCAUGCUGGUCCAAGAUAUUUAUCAGCAUCAGGAGGUGCAGGAUGCAUUCACAGAAAACAGUGAGGAGCAAGAGAUGACUCCACAGCCUAUCAUUGAAAGUGCUAUCUGAGGCCACGGUUCCUUUUCCCCACCGGUCUUUAUGAACAGGCAUUUAAAAUGCUGCCGUUUGACUUCUUUUUUCGUAAGUCUUCUUCAAAAGGAGAUCAAGCCCUUCUCCAAAGCUGUCAUUCCUCUUGCAGAACUCCUGUGAAAGUGGCCAAGAGGCCAAAUGAAGAAGAAAAGCAAAAGACUAAAUGUGCCUGAAGCUGGGCUGCAUACCUAAGAAGAAUAUUUUAUGAAGCAGUGAAGAAACUUUUUCUGUCUUUGAAGAAGUAUAAAUAUGUCCAACUUCUGGAAGUCACAGAGCUCUAUAAUUUGUUCAGUAUAAAUGUGGCAUCUUCGGGGUUCUCUUAAUGACAUAACUUACAGUUAAAGGAAACUAAACCAAUUCCAACAGAAUGUAGUCUACUCCCUACCUUUUUACGCUGUAAGGGAACCUGAUGUAUGCCUUUUCAUCUCUGUUCAAUUUCACCACUCUGCUGAUUUAAACGGAGUCAAAUACAACAGUAAAUAUGCAUGGUUUAUACUGCAGAUAGCUGUCGGGCACCCCUCUUGUGCUCUUCUUAAUGUUUUGUGAGUUUCAGAUUUAUUUAUGGACCAGAUUGAAUUAUUGUCUUUUCCCAUGAAGAAGAGAAGUCCUGGCAGUGUUUGCUAAUUUACUCUCCAGUGGGGCAGCUGAUGCUUUGACAGAUUUCAACUUUUCUUACGAACUUGGCUGCAUUUCUGGGAAGAUUUUUUUCCUCUUUGCUAUUUUUGACACUUGGUACAAAUUCACCUCAGAUUCCUGCUUAGGAGAACGAUCGUGUUCACAGGACAAAAGCUAAAUAAUUACAUUCCUCAUGUGGACUUGGAAGUGUAAAAAUAGCUGCAAAUAUUUUUGUAAAUAGAUGUCAUUUUAUGGUUUAUAUGAAUGUGACUAUGUACUGUAUAGAUAUGUUUUAUUUAUAUAUGCUGAGCUUCCUAAUAUAGGAAAGCACACACGGACCAGACCUACCCAGAUGCGAGCGCUUACGGGUCGACUUGAAAUGCCUCUCUGUUUUAUGUUCCAUUACAAAUCACAUAAUGCCUCUACAGCUGAAAUGACUCUGGAACAUCAACUGUAACUUUUUCUUCUGCCAUUCUAGCUUUGAGUUUUAGAUGAAGAAAACCAUAACUGUUUGACUUAAUUGGUUGGUUGUUUCUUUUUUUGCCCUCCCACCUUCUGCAUGUGUAAAAGUAUGAGAAAGUGAUAUUACAGAGUGCUGAAUUCUGAAAAAGAAGAAUUAGCCCACUGUUGUAGAAUGAAUGCCACUACAGGGAUUGUGGUGACCUGCAUUUCUGCUAGCUGUUUUGUAAAGAUAUUAUUUGUCACUAGUUUUUGACACAAUUCAUCCUUUGAAGUAAAAUAUAUUAUACAGAUGCAGCCAUA
Molecule: messenger RNA, 2488 nt
Organism: Pogoniulus pusillus (Red-fronted tinkerbird)
Lineage: Eukaryota; Metazoa; Chordata; Aves; Piciformes; Lybiidae
Gene: IPCEF1
Product: interaction protein for cytohesin exchange factors 1
Exons: 9
Coding region: 56-1090 (344 amino acids)
Source: RefSeq, a predicted model, not a curated record